Messenger RNA from Penicillium canescens, 6210 nucleotides. RefSeq lists its product as uncharacterized. The transcript has a single exon. Lineage: Eukaryota; Fungi; Ascomycota; Eurotiomycetes; Eurotiales; Aspergillaceae. Bases 1 to 6210 code for a protein of 2069 amino acids. Gene Ontology annotation, cellular component: cytoplasm. The record is from RefSeq and is a predicted model, not a curated record. Gene Ontology annotation, biological process: secondary metabolite biosynthetic process; amino acid activation for nonribosomal peptide biosynthetic process. Gene Ontology annotation, molecular function: phosphopantetheine binding; transferase activity.
AUGGCAUUCAUCUUCAGCGGCCAAGGUGGACAAUACCCGCAAAUGGGAGAAUCGCUUGAUGUCUGCCCUGUGUACGCAAAGUCAAUUGCUCGUGCUUCUCAACAUCUAGCUGCAAUCGGUUGCCCAUGGGACCUGGUGACCGAAAUCACCAAGCACCCCGAAAGAUCUCAAAUCGAGGAGGCGGAAUUCUCGUAUCCUAUGACUGUGGCUGUGCAGCUUGCCAUCACAGAAGUCUUCGCCGAGCUUGGAGUAAAUCCAUCUUUUGUUUUGGGACAUUCGAGUGGUGAACUGGCGGCCGCGUACUGCGCCAAGGCAAUAUCAUUUGAAGAUGCAGUAACGGUGGCAUAUCAUAGUGGCCGGCUGAUCAGUGACCUAAAGAGGAAAAGGAGAGAGCAGCCCGGUGGUAUGCUAGCGGUUGGCGCCUCUUGCGAUGUGGUCAAUGCUUUGAUGGAUACAGACGCAAGUGCUGCCAUCAUUGGAACAAUCAAAAUAGCUUGCAUUAACAGUCCUUCUAGUGUCACGGUGUCUGGGGAUGAGAGUGCCAUUUUAGAUCUGCAACAGAAAUUGGAGACUAGAGGGAUUUUCAACCAAAAGCUGCACACAGGCGGCGCUGCGUAUCAUUCGCACCAAAUGAUUCAGAUUGCAGCCGAACUCUCACAGAAGUUAGAAACUAUCAAGGGAGCUCGGACUGACCCUUCCGUCACAAUGAUUUCCUCGUUAACAGGGGGUGUUAUGGGAGAAACAAUCCUGGGAAAGGAUUAUUGGGUGGAAAACCUGACCUCCCCUGUUCACUUCAUGGAGGCAACCAAGACACUGUGCCAAAAGUCUUCUAGUUCAAAUCAAGUUGAUCUCCUACUAGAGAUUGGGCCACACUUCCAACUCGACAAACCUAUCAAGCAGACUCUCCAGGUGCUUUACGGUGACGACCCUGAAAUAUCCUAUACCGGCACUUUGAGAAGAGGAUUCGACGCCGAGACAUGUUUGCUGGAUACUCUGAGAAUACUGUUUCUUGAAGGGUUUUCCGUGAGCCCACAGCUAGCGGUUCCCGCAAUUGACUCGCAAGCUGUAGAAGACCUUCCUGACUGGUCGUUUUAUGAUUCAACAUGUUCUGCCCAAAAGAACGGCAUUUCGAUAGUGGAUGAGGAGCCGAUUGCGGCAUCCCAGAGCCCAUCAAAAAUGGCACGUCUGCAGCCUGACAGAGGAUGGCGGAGAUCGACUCGUCCUCCGACCAAAAGCUCCAAGAGACAAGCCCCCAAGACAGAAAAUGAAAGGAUCCUCCACCGCAUAAUGUGCAAGGCUUUCGGUGUCCAUGAUGAGUUGAUAGGUACCGAAGACCAUUUCUUCCACCUGGGAGGUAACUCCGUCUUAGGGGUGAAUAUCUCUUCGGCUGCAAGACAAGAGGGAUUGUUUCUCCCCGUGUCCACGAUCCUUGGUCACCCGAGAUUGGUCGACAUGGCACAGGCAGCCAAACCACUUGUUGGCGAAGAAGAUAUCAAGAUCGAUCCAUUCUCACUGGUCCAAGUUGACGUCUCAGAUCUGCUGGCAGAAAUAACUCGCGACUGGGCGGUGAGUGCCUCCGAGGUCGUGGACGUGUAUCCCUGCACGCCUCUCCAAGAAGGCCUUAUGGUGAUCAGCCAAAGUGACCCGCGUACCUAUACCUAUCAAAAUGUUUACAACUUAUCUCCAGCUAUCGAUGUGGAGAAAUUUUGCAAAGCAUGGGAAGAUACCGUGAAGACCACCGUAAUUCUCCGUACAACUAUUGUUCCAACUCAAUCCGCGGGGACCUGUCAAAUUGUAACGACAAGAGAGAUCAAGUGGAAAUUUCCAUCUAAUCUGCAGGAUUAUCUAAAGUCUGACUUGGAAAGGGGUGUGGUCUAUGGAGGCCCUCUUGCACGAUAUGCCCUGUUCAAAGCCGACGAUGGAUCAAUAAAAUUCAUCCUCACGGCUCACCAUGCCCUGUAUGAUGGAUGGUCCCGACCUCUCAUUUGGAAGAAGGUUGAAGAAAACUAUCACUCCGAUACUCACAGAGCCGUGGGCUCAAUGCCGACUAUUCCAUUCAACUAUUUCAUUCGCCACUUACAAACAGCGGACCAAACAUUGGUGGAUGAGUACUGGAGGACACAGCUGUCCGGCUCGACGCCGUCAAGAUUCCCACAUGCGUUCCCUACGGGCUAUCGACCACAGGUGAAUGAGACUUUCGCCCAUCAAUGCAAAAGCUUUAAUCGGGACGGGGCGGGGGUCACCCGGUCCACAAUUAUCCGGGCAGCAUGGGCGAUAUUGAUGAACGAAUAUCAUGAGGGCUGCAACGAUGUUACUUAUGGGUUGACGACAAGUGGAAGGAAUGCUGAUGUGCCUGGAAUCGGGGAGAUGAUCGCUCCCACCAUCACUACCGUGCCGUUUCGCGUGCAGAUAGAUCUUGACGAGUCCGUGGACACGUUCCUUCACAGAAUACAGGCCCAAGAAAUCAAAAUGAUUCCAUUCGAGCAGGCUGGGUUGCAAAACAUAUCCAAACUCAAUUCUGAAUGCCGCCUCGCUUGUGAGUUCCGACAUGUUCUCGUUAUCCAACCAGAGCAGAAGAAUGGCGCUGAGCAAGUCUUCCCUGGAAUCAAAUCCUUCCAGGCCACUGAGCUUCAUGCCUAUGCGCUUAGUGCACAGUGUAUGCUCAGUGCCGACAAGGUCAAAAUUCAGAUUGAGUUUGAUAAUUCUCUGAUCAGCUCAUUCCAGGUUAAACACAUUUGCAGCCAGUUCGAAAGUGUAUUGGGUCAGCUCUCUCUUGGUGGACCACGUUCAGUUCGUGAACUACAUGCUUUUAGCGAGCUAGACAUGAAGCAGGUGCUGAACUGGAAUGACAAAUUACCCCAGGUAGAAACUCGGACCCUGACUGCACUGAUUGAGGCCCAAAUGCGUGAACAACCACACGCUCCCGCGAUUUGCUCUUGGGAUGGAGAUUUCACAUAUCAACAACUCGAUAGGCUGUCAAACCGUCUUGCUCGUCAUCUGAUUGAUUUGGAGGUUGGACCGGAAGUCUUUGUGCCGUAUUGUUUCCCCAAGUCUGCUAUGGCCAUUGUCGCCAUGCUGGCCAUUAUCAAGGCUGGAGGUGCUGGUGUGCCGUUGGACCCCGAAUACCCCGUUGAAAGAACCCAGGGCAUUGCUAGGGAUGCCGGUGCAACGGUCCUCAUUACCACCCCAGAGCUGAGUACCAAGUUUAAAGGCAUUGUACCCGCAGUCGUGCAUUUGAGCGAGGAUCUCCUUAAUCAUAUCACGCGGGAAGAUCCGAUCUUACCACAUCGUGCUCAACCUUGGAAUGCACUGUAUAUUCCCUUCACAUCCGGGAGUACUGGGAAGCCCAAGGGUAUUGUGAUUGAGCACAGCAUGUUUGCUUCCAGUGCAGCAGCACACGGCGAGCUUCUCGGUCUUGGACCACAUUCGAGAGUGUUUCAAUUUGCUGCUUAUACUUUCGAUGUGAAUUUUGCGGAUAUUUUCACCUCCUUGAUUCGAGGCGCAUGCAUUUGUAUUCCAUCCGACUUGGAGAGGAUGAACGACAUCACAGGAGCAAUCAACCGAACGAGAGCGAAUUCCGCAGUUUUAACUCCAACUGUCGCAGCAAUGUUCUGCCCUGAUCAAGUUCCAACUCUGAAGACACUCAUACUUGGAGGAGAACCUUUGACUCGAGAAAACGUUCGAGUUUGGGCAGAUCAUGUCAGUCUCUGGAACACAUUUGGGCCAGCAGAAUGCUGCGUGUACUGCGCGGCAUAUCCUCUUCGAACCUCAGACAGUGAUCCAGCCGUGUUAGGCUACGCUGUUGGAUCGAUCAACUGGGUGGUCAGCCCAUCUGACCACAACAAGCUCAGUCCUGUUGGCUGCAUCGGAGAGUUAGUCGUUCAGGGUCCAAUAGUCUCUCGCGGCUACCUCAAUGAUCCUGACAAAACCAAUGCUGCGUUCAUCGAGAAUCCAGCGUGGCUACCGAUUAAUUUCCCCGAAGAGCAUCGGAGGGUCUAUAAAACCGGAGACCUUGUGAGGUACAAUGCAGAUGGAACACUAAACUUUAUUGGGCGCAAAGAUACUCAAGUGAAGGUGCAUGGCCAACGGGUUGAGCUUGAAGAAAUUGAGGCCCACCUCUCCUACAGCUCACAAAUCAAGCAUGCACUGUUGGCUGUUCCGGGCUCUGGACUCUAUUCUGGACGACUUGUUUGCCUGUUGUCCCUGGGUGAGGCGACUGGAAUGGACAAAAGCAGAAGAUCAAAUGAUAUUGAACUGAUUGACAGUUCCAAGAAAGCUACCGCCGCCCAAGUGGUUUCAAUGACUCGCAAUUACCUGGAAGCAAAGUUGCCUCGAUACAUGAUACCUGCGGCCUGGGCAGUUUUGAAAAGCAUCCCCAUGAAUGCCUCCCGCAAGUUGGACAGGAAACUUCUGAAGAACUGGCUCGAGACAAUUGACGAAAGUACAUAUCGCUCCAUCGCCGAUGUGUCAAAUCUCAAAGCGACCAGGCAGCCCACCACAGACUUGGAAAAGCAGAUCUGCAACACGAUCAGUGUUGUACUCGCGUUGCCAAAUGACUCAGUUGGACUAGAACAUAGCUUUUUGUGGCUAGGUGGCGAUUCAAUUUCAGCGAUGCAACUGAUGUCACGUCUUCGAAUCAUGAACAUCCACCUUAGCGUGCAGGAUAUCCUACGCUAUCGUACCGUCGAGGCAUUGGUGUCCCAUGCACACAUAAGUCAUCAAGUAAGGGAUGAUGCGCUCGAAUUUGAAGAAAUCGUCGGCUGGUUCGACCUCACCCCGAUCCAAAAAAUGUUCUUCGAAAAGCAACCUAAUGGACAGAAGCAUUUCAACCAGAGCUUUGCGCUCAAGCUUGCCAAAAGCAUUUCAGACAACGAGCUUGAGCAGGCAUUGCAGACUCUGAUUGACCGACAUUCCAUGCUUCGUUGCCGAUACAGUAAAAGCGAAAGAGAUGGCAAUUGGCGACAGAGGGUCACAUCUGAAGUAGCGGAGUCAUUACUGUUCCUGCCCUCACAGCGGCUAAGUUAUGAUGAAAUGACGGGGACAUUCCGUGACAUGCAAACCCGGCUGGAUGUGGAGAAAGGACCAAUACUUGCUGGGACGACGUGCUAUGCCAACAAAGCUCAAUAUCUGUUCCUGACAGUCCACCAUCUGGUAGUUGACCUCGUGUCCUGGCGUGUUAUAUUGGAAGAACUGGAGGAGCUCUUGAUCCAUGGGGCACUUCAAUCGGAGCCCAGCAUCAGUUAUGCGAACUGGGCCAAACUACAGGCUCAAUACGCUGAAAGCAGCCUGUCACCAGAAGAUGUACUGCAUGCAGAUGCUCUGAGCCCAGAAUUUGAAUACUGGGGAAUGCUGAACCUGUCUAAUAUUGUAGCAGAUGCUAUCGAGACGUCGUUUUUUCUCGACAAGGAACGAACGAGCCUUUUGCUGGGAGACAGCCAGGAGACUCUAGGCACUCAGCCAGUUGAAGUGAUGGUCGCAGCCCUCAUUCACUCUUUUCGCAAGGUCUUUCAUGAUCGACAGGUUCCAGCGGUGUUUAUGGAGGGCCACGGUCGCGAGUCUUGGAAUCCAGCGAUUGACAUCACCCGUACAGUGGGAUGGUUUACCACUAUGUAUCCAGUCAGUGUGGAGCUGGGAGUUGACAAUGACUGGUUCCAGACGGUGAGGAAAACGAGGGAUGCUCGUCGACGAUUGCCUCGCAACGGCUGGUCAUACUUCACAGCCAGGCACCUCAACCCGCGGGCGUCACAGUUGGUUGAAACCUCCGACAUGGAAAUUUUGUUCAACUAUCUUGGCUUGUAUCAGCAGUUCCAGAGGCCGGACUCCUUGUUUCAACCGUCUGGCAUUGCCGGACAAGCUCUCCAGGACUUCAGCCCGUCCAUGGAGCGCUAUGCAUUGUUUGAAAUUUCGGCGGCUGUCGAGAAUGGCUGUUUACACUUCACCUUUGCAGUCAACAAGCAUAUGCAACAUCAGCCCGAUAUCCAGCACUGGGUGACAGAGUGUCACCGAGUUUUGGAAGACGGCAUCGAUCAACUCAUGGAGCAACCUGACGUCGCAACUCUUGACGAUUUCAGUACGCUGUUGGAGACACCUUCAGGCAUUCGCAGAUUGACGGAAGAAAUUCUGCCUGCCAUCAACAUUUCAGGCAUUGAUCAGAUUGAAAAUGUCCUCCCUGCUCGACCAUGCAACUUGGAAUCUUGCUGGGCCAACUGA